AUGCCUCGGUUUAAGCAGUAUCGGAAGAAGGUGGACUUAAAGAAUCCUAAGCUUCGGCUUGGGAUGCAAUUUGAAAACAGACAGGUUCUUAAAGAGGCACUGAAGGAAUAUUCCAUUAUUCAAGGAAGCAAGAUUAAGAGAAACACAUAUUGGAAUAUGAAAGCAUUUCAAGGAGAAGUUUUGUCGUCCUAUCAUGUGAGGGUGCCCAAAACUCAAGUGUAUAGAGCAAAGAGAUUGGCUAAAGCACAAAUUGAAGAAAACUACAUACAGCAGCCUGUUAUUGGGGUUGAUGCUUGCUAUUUGAAAGGUCCUUAUCCUGGGCAAAUAUUGACUACUACAGGAGUUAAUAGUAGUAAUGGUCUUUUCCUAAUUGCAUAUGUUGUGGCUAAUUGCAUAGCUACCAGAGCCACUACUAUUCCUUGUUGGGAAGCAGAAAUGGAGAAGAUGAAGGAAGAGGACUUUGAAGCUUGGAAAUGGAUGGCUAAUCAAAGGGUUGCUUGUAGAAAAUGGAAACACCCUGUUGGCCCGAGGAUAUUCAAAAUAAUUGAGAAGAACAAGAUGGGAGUCUCUCAAUGCAUUCCUAGAUUGGCUGGGGAGAAAAUGUAUCAAGGUGGCUUGCCUCCAAUUAGACCUUCAUUUCAUAGUGGACAACCAGGAAGACCCAAGAGAGUGAGGACAAAGGAGCCUGGUGAGGUUCAAGUACCGGCCCUAAACCCACCAAACCCUUUGCCUCUAGGUUACACUGCUCCACCAGUAAAACUUAGAAGACUCUUUAUUAAAUUAGAUGUGGAGCAUGUGGAAAAGAAUGCCACAAUCGAAGAGGAUUUGUGCUUGUAUGUUGUCCAAGCUGAGGCUGCCCAAAAUGGAAAUGCAUGCCAAAAUCGAAUUGAAGCAGUUGACAAUGGAAAUGCAGGCCAAAAUUAUAUUGCCCCACCCCAAACUAAUGCUACCCCUGCCCAAACUAAUACUGCCCUAGCCCAAACUAAUGUUACCCCAACUCAAACUUACAUUGCCUCAGCCCAAAUUCAAGUUAAUAGGGCCAGAGAAACAGGUAAGGGAAGAGGAAGAGGAAAAGGCGCAUGGAAUCAAGCGGCAAGGGUGUCAUCUUUACAACCAAUGGUAAGUGGCAUCAAUCAAGGAAGGGCCAAUCUGCCAAUGACAUACUCACAACAAGUGCCCUUGCAACCACCAUCCUCUUCAUUUACUCAAGAAACCACACCCUGUAGAGGAAUAUUCAAACACAGUGUCAAAAUAUGA
This is a messenger RNA of Prunus armeniaca (apricot), 1257 nucleotides long. The record is from the annotation of a GenBank genome assembly. NCBI's taxonomy places the organism in Eukaryota, Viridiplantae, Streptophyta, Magnoliopsida, Rosales, Rosaceae.